UCAAUAAUCCACAAUGCCAACCAAUUACUCUAAUGGCCAAGUCUGUCCCGUGACCCCAACUGGGCCCAGAACACAAUCAGAUAGCUCGGAACCCACUUAAACGAACACUGGUCAAUCCAGUUAGUCCAAUCCUUUGGUCCUGUCAGUGCUACGUCGGCCAUGUCCCCGAACACUUGGGUAAUUGAAAUGCCUACCCAGAAAGCGCGAUCACAUCCGCAUCCGCGAAGAAUCUCGCCGUACCGAGCACCCGGUCUGCACAGGGAUGCCUUCAGUACGGAUGCACCAAGUAUGCCAAAGAGGACCAAUGAUCAUCCCGUUUUCGAGGACAUUCGCACCAUUUUAUCCGUGCUCAAGGCCAGUGGCUUGAUGCCUAUAUACGAACAGGUCUCCGACUAUGAGGUGGGUCCUCCGACCAAAACCAACGAGUUUUACUCCUUCUUCGUAAGAGGCGUCGUCCACGCCCUAACCAUCUUCAAUGUCUAUAGCUUAUUUACACCGAUAUCGGCGCAAUUAUUCUUCUCCUACCGGGAAACGGACAAUGUGAACCAAUGGAUCGAGCUGCUGCUCUGCAUCCUGACCUAUACCCUUACCGUUUUUGUUUGUGCUCGCAAUACCACAAGCAUGUUACGGAUAAUGAAUGAAAUCCUUCAACUGGACGAGGAAGUGCGUCGCCAGUUUGGCGCCAAUUUGAACGAAAAUUUUGGGUUCUCGGUGAAGUUUUUGGUAGGAAUCGCCGCUUGCCAGGCAUAUAUUAUCGUGCUCAAGAUAUAUGCCGUGGAAGGCGAGAUCACUCCCACCUCCUAUAUACUCCUGGCCUUCUAUGGCAUACAGAACGGUCUGACCGCCACGUAUAUAGUAUUCGCAUCGGCAUUACUCAGGAUUGUGUACAUACGGUUUCAUUUCAUCAAUCAGCUGCUGAAUGGAUACACCUAUGGGCAGCAGCAGAAGCGCAAAGGUGGUGGAGCACGAGCGAGACGGCAGCGUGGUGACGUCAAUUCCAACAUCAAUCCGGCUCUAAUGGAACAUUUCCCGGAAGACUCACUUUUCAUAUACCGCAUGCACAACAAACUGCUGCGUAUCUACAAGGGCAUCAACGAUUGCUGCAACCUGAUUCUGGUUUCGUUUCUGGGCUAUUCCUUCUACACGGUCACCACCAACUGCUACAACCUCUUUGUCCAAAUCAACGGCAAGGGCAUGGUGUCGCCCAACAUAUUGCAGUGGUGCUUCGCCUGGUUAUGUCUCCACGUUUCCCUUCUGGCCUUGUUGUCUCGCAGCUGUGGUUUGACCACCAGGGAGGCCAACUCCACAUCGCUAAUCCUGGCGAGGGUAUAUGCCAAGUCCAAGGAAUAUCAGAAUAUCAUCGAUAAAUUCCUUACCAAGAGCAUUAAACAGGAAGUGCAGUUCACGGCAUAUGGAUUCUUUGCCAUAGAUAACUCCACGCUAUUCAAGAUAUUUUCGGCCGUCACCACGUACUUGGUUAUCUUGAUCCAGUUCAAACAGCUCGAAGACUCGAAGGUAGAGGACCCUGUACAAGAUCAAUCUUGA
Drosophila teissieri is the source of this 1545-nucleotide messenger RNA. It is a transcript of the gene Gr32a, whose product is annotated as gustatory and pheromone receptor 32a. Lineage: Eukaryota; Metazoa; Arthropoda; Insecta; Diptera; Drosophilidae. Gene Ontology annotation, cellular component: membrane; dendrite; axon. Gene Ontology annotation, biological process: sensory perception of taste. The record is from RefSeq and is a predicted model, not a curated record. Bases 160 to 1545 code for a protein of 461 amino acids. The transcript has 4 exons.